AUGUGCUUCUAUGACAGCUACGUUAUGGCUUGUAACUGUGGAAAAUGGGGACACUUCAGACAGCAUUGCAGCAAAGGUAUGCUUUCCCUGAUGUUCGAGGCUCCUGGAAUUCCCAAGUUUGAGAUCGUUUUUGUUCCACAGUACCGCACCGGUGAGACCUGCGGGAUGAAAUUAGUCAUGAACAGAUACUCGAAGCCCGAGAAGUGUAAGAUUUGCACCAAGAUCGACACGAAGCAGCGUGGCAUCGUCAAGGAGGAAGACAAGAUUCGCAGGUGGAAACGUGAGACCAACCGCGUCAACUCGAUCGAGAAGGCCGAGGAAACCAUCGAAGCCCUGAAGCAAGAUCUUCAGCGGCUCAUUCAGGAGCGGGAGAACAAGAGGAACUCCUUGAACUGCAUAACCGCCAAGGACUGA
This is a messenger RNA of Drepanopeziza brunnea f. sp. 'multigermtubi' MB_m1, 414 nucleotides long. Lineage: Eukaryota; Fungi; Ascomycota; Leotiomycetes; Helotiales; Drepanopezizaceae. The record is from RefSeq and is a predicted model, not a curated record.